AAUUAUCCUGCCUGAGUCAUCCAAAGGGAGCUGUGAUAAAGAUACCAAGAGAUAAAACAUCAGUCUUCAAAUAUCACAGAAUUCACCUGUGCAAAAGGUCCAGAAUAGGAAAUUUGAUAAUGUCAAGUGUCUCCUCCAUUGAUUAUUGGCAACUGGUGUGCUCAAAGAAGACUGCUUCCAAAAUAGAUUUCCAGCUCUGUGGAAUUCCAGCUCUAAGAGUUUCAUAGCCUUGCCCACCCCCCUUGUAAAUGUAUUGCAAUGGUCACAUGAAUGUUCCAGGUGUGGUAUGGAUCCCGUCUCUUGGUCUGUUUAUAAUGACACUUUAGAAGGAAAAAGCCAACUGUUUUUUAAAAAAUAAAACUGAAGUGCUGCAAAAAAUGAAUUUGAUUCUGAAACUUCGUAGAAGUUUCCGAACACUAGUAAUCCUCCUGGGCACCUUUUGUUUGGUGAGCAUAGUCAUUUCUGCCUAUUACUUGUAUGCAGGUCACAAGCAAGAAAUUACCCUAAUUGAUACCACAGGAGGAGCAGAGUGUGAGGACCUUAAGCUUUUACCAUACAGAUCCAUGGAACUUAAAACUGCUAAGCCAAUUGAUCCAUCUAGAACUGACCCUACAGUGCUGCUGUUUGUUGAAAGCCAGUACUCUCAGCUUGGCCAGGACAUCAUAGCCAUUCUGGAGUCUAGUCGAUUUCAGUAUCAGAUGGUGAUUGCAUCCGGAAAAGGGGACAUGCCUCCUCUGGCCGAUAAUGGCAAAGGGAAAUAUAUACUUGUAAUAUAUGAAAAUAUUUUGAAGUACACAUCCAUGGAUUCAUGGAAUAGAGAACUUCUGGAAAAAUACUGUGUGGAAUACAGUGUUAGCAUAAUUGGUUUUCAUAAAGCCAAUGAAAACAGCUUGUCAAGCACUAGACUCAAAGGAUUUCCAUUGCAUCUUUACAAUAACGUAGCUCUUCAAAACUGCUUAGUAAAUCCCCAGUCUCCUCUACUGCACAUUACCAAAGCCCCACGAGUUGAGAAAGGCCCAUUACCCGGUGAAGACUGGACCGUUUUCCAAUACAAUCACUCCACUUACCAACCAGUGCUUUUAACAGAACUUCAGGCUUCCAAAUUAUUUCCAACAUCACUGUCUAAGGUUUCUUUCUAUGCUACAGUGAUUCAGGACCUGGGCCUUCAUGAUGGGAUUCAGAGAGUCCUUUUUGGAAACAACUUGAACUUUUGGUUGCAUAAACUUAUUUUUAUAGAUGCCAUCUCCUUCUUGUCAGGGAAGAUGCUCACACUGUCCCUGGACAGGUACAUUCUUGUUGACAUUGAUGACAUCUUUGUUGGGAAGGAAGGGACAAGGAUGAAUGUAAAAGAUGUGAAGGCCUUACUAGAGACUCAAACUUUACUACGUACUCAGGUUGCAAAUUUUACCUUCAACCUUGGAUUUUCAGGAAAAUUUUACCACACAGGAACCAUUGAAGAGGAUGAAGGUGAUGACCUAUUGCUAAAUUCUGUGGAAGAGUUUUGGUGGUUUCCACAUAUGUGGAGUCACAUGCAACCUCAUCUCUUCCAUAAUGAGUCAUCACUGGUGGAGCAGAUGAUUCUUAACAAGGAGUUUGCACUAGAGCAUGGUAUUCCAACUGACAUGGGCUAUGCAGUUGCUCCACACCAUUCUGGUGUUUAUCCAGUACAUAUCCAGCUUUAUGAAGCCUGGAAGAAAGUGUGGGGUAUUAAAGUUACCAGCACUGAAGAGUACCCUCAUCUGAAACCUGCACGGUACAGACGGGGCUUCAUCCACAAUGGCAUCAUGGUUCUCCCUCGGCAGACAUGUGGACUUUUCACCCAUACAAUCUUUUACAAAGAAUAUCCUGGGGGCUCUCAAGAAUUAGACAAAAGCAUCCGAGGAGGUGAACUGUUUCUAACCAUCCUUCUCAACCCUAUCAGUAUCUUCAUGACUCACUUGUCCAACUACGGGAAUGACCGUUUGGGUUUGUACACCUUUGUCAAUCUUGCCAGCUUUGUUCAAAGCUGGACCAACCUGAAACUCCAGACUCUGCGUCCAGUUCAGCUGGCUCACAAGUACUUUGAUCUUUUCCCCGAGCAAAAAGACCCACUAUGGCAGAAUCCAUGUGAUGACAGACGCCAUCGGGAUAUCUGGUCUAGAGAUAAAUCUUGUGAACACCUGCCUAAAUUUCUUGUGAUUGGUCCACAGAAAACAGGAACAACAGCACUGUAUUUAUUUCUCCUUAUGCAUCCUUCCAUCAUUAGUAAUCUCCCCAGUCCAAAAACCUUUGAAGAAGUUCAGUUCUUUAACGGAAACAACUACCACAAGGGAAUCGACUGGUAUAUGAAUUUUUUCCCUACCCCUUCUAAUACCACCACUGAUAUCGUAUUUGAGAAAAGUGCCAACUACUUCCAUUCAGAAGAAGCUCCCAGACGUACCGCCUCCCUCAUUCCCAAGGCAAAACUCAUCACCAUUCUUAUUGACCCAUCGGACCGAGCAUACUCCUGGUAUCAGCAUCAGCGUUCUCACGAAGACUCUACUGCUUUGAAGUUCAAUUUCUAUGAAGUGAUUACAUCAGAUGACUGGGCAUCCCCUGAAUUAAAGACUCUACAGAAACGCUGCUUGACUCCUGGAUGGUAUGCAGUGCAUAUUGAAAGAUGGCUAACAUACUUUCCCACUUCACAGUUGCUCAUCGUUGAUGGACAGCAGCUCAGAAGUGAUCCGGCUACUGUAAUGGAUGAAGUGCAGAAGUUUCUGGGAGUUUCUCCUCAUUAUAAUUAUUCAGAAGCCCUAACGUUUGACCCUCAGAAAGGCUUUUGGUGUCAGCUGCUGGAGGGAGGAAAGACAAAAUGCCUGGGGAAAAGCAAAGGCCGAAAGUAUCCACCAAUGGAUCAAGAGUCCAGGGCAUUCCUUUCAAACUACUACAGAGAUCGCAAUGUAGAACUCUCCAAACUGCUGCACAGACUAGGACACCCAUUACCAUCCUGGCUAAGACAAGAACUUCAGAAAGUGAGAUAGCACUGAAGCUGGGAGGAGCCAAAACUCACGUGGCCUGUUUUCUUUGCUCAGACACCCUGCACUUUCCCAGUCCUCUUCCAGUUGUCAGUCCAGGAUCCCGUGAAUAAUUCUUUCUGAAAAGAAAAGGGGGAGGGGGAAAAGCUCCCUAAGAGGGAAAAUGUUAUAUAUGCACGCACUGACUGUUAUUAGUAUCAGCCUUUUGGUCAUCUUCUGGGAAAAGAUACUGAGCUAUGGCAAUAUUCUUUAUCAAGUCUGGGGCUCAUGCAUACUCUGUUUACCAGAAUGUCCCAGAAACUGAAUGUAUGAUCGAUAGUCUUCAUCAUAUGUGACAAAUUACAGACUGUCAAGACACAAGCAAAGGAUGGAAUCAUCUCUCAGUGGAUUGUGAGGUUUGUAAUUUCCUUGGCAACUGCAAUUUUAGUCAGUUUUCUUAUCUACUUUUCCUUUUGUUAUUUGGGGGCUCAUUUUACAGACAGCUGAAUAUCAUCACUCAAAUGGGGGAUUACAUUCUCCAAGGGUCUGUCUUUUGUAGGUAUGUUUGCUUGUUGCUCAUUUUAUUCUUCUAUUUUAAUAAUGUACUUUGGUUGGAAAAGAACAAUACAUGGAGGUUCUCGUAGCCCCUUCAGGCAACUCUUUGUGGCCUGAUCACAGUUUUCAAUGUUAUUUUUAAAGAAGUUACAUAAUUACAAGAAGAAGCUUGAGAUUGUUAGCAGGUUCCCUUAAGUGAUCAUUACUAGCUAGCAUGUUAUUGCCACUAGAUGGAAGUCAGUUAAAAUUGUUCCACAUGGGUGACUGUUAUUUCGGGAUGGAUGGUUCAUGUAUAUACUUAGUGUAUGGACCAUGUGAUUAUCACCACAAUACCACCUUUUUCUCAUUGUUUUUAGUAAAAAUUGUCUAGUCCAUUAUAUGGCAAGCAGCUCACUAAGUGGUAGGAAUCAUUCAUGACAUCCAUCUAUGCAUCACAGUUCAACAUUCAUAACAUUACCAGCAUAGUCCCUUUUCUACUA
Heteronotia binoei (common prickly gecko) is the source of this 4006-nucleotide messenger RNA. Its product is annotated as bifunctional heparan sulfate N-deacetylase/N-sulfotransferase 4. The record is from RefSeq and is a predicted model, not a curated record. NCBI's taxonomy places the organism in Eukaryota, Metazoa, Chordata, Lepidosauria, Squamata, Gekkonidae. The transcript has 14 exons. Gene Ontology annotation, cellular component: Golgi apparatus. Bases 378 to 2999 code for a protein of 873 amino acids. Gene Ontology annotation, molecular function: heparan sulfate N-sulfotransferase activity; deacetylase activity.